AUGAGUGCGACAGCGUCAUCCAUCGACCCAGAUAGUCUGACUGUCAAGGGCUACUUCAACCGCUUAAGUGAUGAAUACGUUGCCGGGGUUCUUAAUGGCAGCUACGAGGGCGCCAACACAGCCCACCAAAGAUUUAUCUGCAAUCUCAUUGUUCAAUUUGAGGAAUUGUGGAGACGGAUAGGGACGGUCGGCGCCUUUUCCGUGAACGAUGAUUUGGAUGACUACACCACCACUGCGUUGGAUUUUUUAUGGGUGCCGUACAUCCUGGCUGAUCUUUAUCAGCGUUUUCAGGAGUCCCCAGGCGGGCCCUCCGGAUCGAGCGGCAUGGGCCCGCCUUUGCCAUCAUCGAUCUCCACAGCAACUCCACAGGCGGGAUCGGCGGGCAUGAAAGGUGAACCCAAUCAACCUCAACCCACGGUGAGUUACGAUAGUCACGCUCACCACGAGGACGGAAGCCCUGUUACGGACGAUUACGCAGGGGAAAAGACGACACAUGCGGUUCUCAUCGAGAUCAACGAGGCCAAUCUUCGCGCGCUCUCCCGACAAGAGGCCCUCACGCGCUCUCACGCAUGGUUUCAAGUUUUUUUUGAAUGGCUUCAGAACACUGGCCUGAUGGAGGCGCGUGAGAUUGAGACGUUUUCGAAGUAUCUCCCUGAUCAGCGCUCGUUGCGCAUCCAGCUCUCUCGCCUGUGCAGCGAACUCCGCCAAAAGCUAAAGGAGUCGGAGGCGAAGGUGCAGUAUCAACGCGUGAAGCGCCGUCGGAUGCGGGAGUUGAUGGCGGAGAACGGCGAGGCCGUCGAGGAGGGGGGCGGGGAGGAGGAGGAGCUGCUGCGGGAGCGCGCGCUCGCGCGGUUACGCUGGUCGGGUUACGACGCCUGCCAUCAACUCCAACUUUCCGCGCGGGAGUUGGCGAUGUUGGAGGCCGUCGGCGUCGAGCAGCGCGCGGGGAUCUCCGCGGCCUACCAGCGGACGUUGGAGGCCGUCCGGCGAGGGGAGCUUUCCCUCGGCCGCCACACCUACACGAUCCUCCCGGGCGGGAUGAUGAUGGCGGGAAGCCUGCAAAACCCACAGCCGUUGGAUCCCACCCUCCUCCCGCGAGGGGGUGGGCCCACAGGGGGGGUGCUCAACAGCCAGGCGCAGAACGCGCGAUCAAGCGCGCAGCUCUUCCGUCAGCAGGUCCGGGAUGAGCUGAUGGUGGAUCGCAACCCGACGACGAUGACGCUCGAGGAGUUCGCGGAGAAGGAGAUGGCGGAGGUGCAGCGGCAGAUGGCGGAGGCGCUCGAGAUGCAGGCGGAGGCCGAGGCGGAGAACGAACGCCUCGGACCCGAGGGCGUCGAGGAGCGGCAGCGAAAGAAAGACAGCGCCUGGCAGGACUGGAAGGAUGACCACCCGGCGUAUGGAAUCACUAAGAAAGGCAACUAUGCAUAG
Phytomonas sp. EM1 is the source of this 1428-nucleotide messenger RNA. The record is from the annotation of a GenBank genome assembly. Lineage: Eukaryota; Euglenozoa; Kinetoplastea; Trypanosomatida; Trypanosomatidae.